Cucumis melo (muskmelon) is the source of this 2072-nucleotide messenger RNA. Its product is annotated as GDP-fucose transporter 1. The coding region runs from base 445 to 1632 and encodes 395 amino acids. Lineage: Eukaryota; Viridiplantae; Streptophyta; Magnoliopsida; Cucurbitales; Cucurbitaceae. The record is from RefSeq and is a predicted model, not a curated record. The transcript has 2 exons. Gene Ontology annotation, cellular component: Golgi apparatus. Gene Ontology annotation, molecular function: GDP-fucose transmembrane transporter activity; antiporter activity.
CCCUUUCUUUUCCUCAUUUACCUCUGUUUCUGUACGACACUCGGCUCCACACCCAUUUGCCUUCUCUCUCUGAACUCUUCAUUGGGUCUUUUGGAUUUUUCUGAUUCUGUGUUAAAUUAUUGGGGCAUCUGUACGAUUACAAUUUUCCCUCCAUUGCUGCUCCAGAUCCGAGCUUCCCAAUUUUGUCGGUAAUGAGAAACUCCUAUUCUCUUCUCUUCAUUUACCAUUUACUUUGAAUUUCAGUCAAACCCAAUUGGUUAUUCUUGGAGAAUCCCCCUUUCUUGAUCUGGGGUUUUUCUGUAUUCGAGUAUCUGGUUAAGUAGCUUCGAUAUUCGCAUUACAUUCUUGAUUUCCUCUUCUGGGUACCUUCUCUUUUGAUCUUGAUCCGUAUGCCACCUUGAAUUUUUCGGUGUUGCUGAUUUUCAUUGAGUAUAGACUACGGCAAUGUCUUCCAUGAGAGUGGAUACGAAGCAAUACUUUACAACCAGUGGACUUGUGAUUGGUUAUGCUCUUUGUUCGAGCUUGCUUGCUGUGAUAAACAAGUUUGCCAUUACCAAAUUUAACUACCCUGGUCUUUUGACGGCUCUGCAGUAUUUAACCUCUGCUGUUGGAGUUUGGAUUUUGGGGAAACUUGGGUUUUUGCAUCAUGACCCUUUUACAUAUGCAACUGCUAAGAAGUUUUUACCUGCUGCGUUUGUGUUCUAUCUCGCAAUCUUUACCAACACGAAUCUUCUUCGUCAUGCUAAUGUGGAUACUUUCAUAGUGUUCAGAUCUUGUACCCCUCUUCUAGUUGCCAUUGCAGAUACCAUGUUUAGAAACCAACCGUGUCCGUCUAAGCUCACGUUUGGAUCGUUGCUGAUCAUUUUAGGUGGAGCAGUUGGGUAUGUAGCUACAGAUUCUGCAUUUACUUUGACUGCUUAUUCAUGGGCAUUUGCUUAUUUGGUGACAAUUACUACUGAGAUGGUUUACAUCAAACAUAUGGUCACAAAUCUUGGGUUGAACACAUGGGGUUUUGUUCUGUAUAAUAAUCUAAUUUCAUUGAUCUUGGCUCCUGUGUUCUGGUUCAUCACUGGAGAGUAUGUUGAUGUUUUCUCUACCUUAGGUUCAAGUGGAGGAGAUUGGUUUGAAUAUGAUGCAUUUUUUGCAGUGUCCUUAUCGUGCGUAUUUGGUUUCCUCAUAAGCUUCUUUGGUUUUGCGGCAAGAAAGGCAAUUUCUGCUACUGCCUUCACAGUUACUGGCGUGGUUAAUAAGUUCCUAACAGUUGCUAUCAAUGUGUUAAUUUGGGAUAAGCAUGCGAAUCCAUUUGGUUUGGUCUGUCUCCUUUUCACAAUUUCAGGAGGUGUUCUAUAUCAGCAGUCGGUUACUGGAGCUGGCAGUGCUCCAUCGUCGGCAGAUAAGCCCACAGGAAAUGAUAAUGAUCCUGAGGGAAAUCAUGGCAAGCCUGGAUUUGAUAUGAAUGAAGAGAACUCAAUCAAGCUUCAAGUUUCCAGCCUUCAUCCACAACUACACAAGAAAGAUCAACAGCAGGAUCAGGAAGAUGAAGCAUUGCUUUAUCAGUGGCGCCAAUUGGAGGAUCAAGCAAGAAAUAACCCAGGAGAGCUUCAAGAACCUAAAGAUGAAGAAAAGAAGUAGAAAUGACCGAGCUCUUCAAAAGAGGAGGAAACCUCCACCAAAUAGGAAUUCUUGUUUCAUUUCUAAGGAAACUAAGAAAUCUGUGCCUAAUCAAGUCUCAUUGCCACUUGGUCAUAUCCAUUGGAGAAUUCGUUGAAGACAUCAUCUUGUUCCAGCUAUUUUACUUAUUUACUCUUAUUUCCUCCAAAAUUAGGCUUUUAGCUGAUGUUAUUAUGGGCCUGAUAUGAGCCAUAGUCUUAUUUAAGUAAUUCUAAUCCAUAAAGGAGUCGUAUGACUGACCACUUUGAGAAAUCUUACAUCAAUUAGCAAACCUAGCAAAUAUAGAUAGUGACUGAUUAGGCGUCUCUUGGAAGGCUAUAUAAAGCUUUGUCUUCUAUUGAGUUGUUUCUUCAUAUUUGCUAUGGUUAAUGAGUAAAGAGCAAUUUUUCCUUUUCUUUCAA